AUGCUGUCUCGCGGUCCCGGUUCGGCUCGAGGGGCGGUCACCAGGGCGAGACCGCGCAGGGGAGACUCGGAAGGCCACCUGCGGGACUCCACGCUUCCCCGCCCGUCCGAGAGGGUCGUGAUCAACGUGAGCGGCCUGCGGUUCGUCUCGACGCUGCAGACGUUGGAAAGGUAUCCUGACACGUUGCUGGGCGACCCUCGCAGACGACGGUGGUAUCACGACCCGAGUAGAAACGAAUUCUUCUUCGACAGACACCGCCCGAGUUUCGAAGCGAUCCUACAGUUUUACCAAACCGGUGGAGAACUCAAAUGUCCUCAAGAAGUGCCCUCGGACGUCUUCGUGGCCGAGAUGGAAUUCUACGACCUCGGAGAAGAAAUGAUCAAGGCGUUCCGUGAGGAGAUGGGUAUGGAACUGCCGAUGUCAGACGAUAUCCCUCCCCCUGAGGACGAGAUGCUGUUGAAAGUUUGGCGCCUUUUCAAGGACCCCAGCUCGUCCUACCUGGCUAAGCUUGUCACAGUGACUUCUGUUCUGAUGAUCAUCAUGAGCGUGUUAGUAACGUGUAUGGAGACAGUGCCAGACGUCCAGACCUGGGUCCACACCUACACGUACAGGAACGGCACAAACGGGACCCUGGUCCGCCUACCCGCCACCAGAAACCCGUUCUUCGUGGCAGAGACCAUCUACGUGGCUUGGUUCACACUGGAGUUAGUCUUGGGCUUUCUGGCAUGCUCUGAUCGAGUCAGGUACAGCAAAGACUACAUGAACAUCCUUGAUUUGGUGGGCAUAAUACUGUACUUUGUGGAUUUAGGUAUAGAGCUCAGCACUGUGAAUUCUGGCGGAAAUAUCGACCGAGUGGUCAGCGCCUUGUGGACAGCCCGUCUCAUCCGAAUACUGCGGGUGGUGAAACUGACUCGCUACUCUGUCGACAUGCAGCUGUUCUGGAAGGCCAUGACCAACAGCCUUCCUGCCAUGGUCCUGUUCACCUUCACCACCAUGGUACUCAUGGUGGUGUUCUCGGGCGUCGUGUUCUUCUGGGAGUCCGAGUAUCCGGACACCAAAUUCACCAGCAUCCCGGACACCUUCUGGUGGGCCAUCAUCACCAUGAUAAACAUCGGCUACGGUGACCACAUCCCGCGUACGCUCGUAGGAAAGGUGGUAGCGAGUAUCGCAACCAUUGCUGGGAUCGUCUCCCUGUGUUUAGGGAUACCCGAGUUCAUGGAGUGUUAUAUCCAACUGUAUGAGGCGGCAAGGUAUAGCGCUAAGAGACAGGCGAGGCGCAAGUAUGGUAUGAUGUCUAAGUUUGGGAUGUUGGGAGGGAAUAAGUCAGGCUUCUCAAGGAGGAGAAGGGAUGGGAAGUUCACUCUCAUCAUAUAAUCGACCGAUUCCGCCUGUCAAUCACAAUUAGGUGUUCGACCAAUGAUAGCGAGGCAAAUAGUGGUUCAACCAAUGAGGGUGUGUCUACGACAGGCAAGGCGUAGGAAUGACAUCAUGUCUGCAAAAUUUACUUGCUGUGGCCUUAUUUGAACAGACCACAAAGAAACCAAAGAAUUACCCGGGCACGCAGAUUACUGUCCUUUAAAAGUAUUUGAUAACUGAAUGUUAUGCAAUUAUUGACUUUAUCUAGUCCUGGUAUUUUAUGAAGAAUUUGAUAACUAAAAUUUUGUACAAACAUUGUCUUAUAUAUAGUUCUUUUUAUAAGACAAAGAAGUACAAAACAUCAGGCUUGUCUUGAUAAACUACCUUCAUCUUUCUAUAAGUUAUGUAAUGUAAAGGUAGUGACAUUCAAACAGCAAGAAACACCAAGUUCAAAGAAUUCUAUACAAUAAUCUAGACCUGUAUCUUAUAAUCAUU
This is a messenger RNA of Branchiostoma floridae (Florida lancelet), 1851 nucleotides long. RefSeq names its product potassium voltage-gated channel subfamily A member 2-like. The transcript is spliced from 7 exons. Bases 1 to 1374 code for a protein of 457 amino acids. Gene Ontology annotation, cellular component: voltage-gated potassium channel complex; membrane. The record is from RefSeq and is a predicted model, not a curated record. Lineage: Eukaryota; Metazoa; Chordata; Leptocardii; Amphioxiformes; Branchiostomatidae. Gene Ontology annotation, molecular function: delayed rectifier potassium channel activity; protein binding. Gene Ontology annotation, biological process: potassium ion transmembrane transport; protein homooligomerization.